UGGUUUUUUACCUUUUUACCAUAACUAUUUACCUUUUGUACUAUUCCUACCAAAUCCUAUAAAAUAUAAAACUCAACAUUCAAAGUGAAAAAUUUCAGAUAUUCAACAAUUUUUGCGAUGGAUCCAAACAACUUAGACCCGAAUGAAGUAUACAUAGAUGUGGAUGAAGAUAUUGAAACAUUCGAGCUACAUGAUUUCAGUGAAUUUUUCACAAUUUCGACUGCAUUUGAUAGUAAAGAUGCACUAGUCGAGUGGGCGAUGAAUAUGGCCAUCAGUCAUGGACAUGAGAUUAGGCGACAUUCUUACCACGAGGGCCGACAAUAUUUGACUUGCAAAAGAGCCUAUAAGAGUCGAGGAAAAAAUGCAGAGGUCGAAACAAGCCGGAAGUCCGGUUCAAUAAAGUGUAAAUGCCCUUUUGCGCUAUGGGGUAAAGAGGGUCGUGAUGGAUUAUGGCGCCUUACCAUCAAAAAUGGCAAGCACAAUCAUAAUCCUCAUAAAUAUCCACAAGGACUACGUUCGCUAAGUCGCCUGACUGAAGAGCAACGAGAAGUGACAAAGAUACUGAAAAAGAGCCAUGUGAAGCCGAAGGAAAUUUUGCAUCAUCUGAGGCAGAUGAAUCCGGAUACGGCUGCGUCCUUGAGAGAAGUGUACAAUGAAUCACAGAAAAUUAGACGAGAGGAAAUGAAAGGAAAAACAGUUAUACAACAUCUGUGGCACGAACUAAGUGAGAGUGGAUACAGCAAAUGGCAUCGAACAAAUCCAGCUGGUGAUACAGUGCAAGACGUUAUGUUUGCGCACCCUGAUUCAAUAAAGCUUUUGCAGUUAUUUUCAUACGUCAUCCUGAUGGAUUGCACGUACAAGACUAACAGGUAAUAAUUAUUUAAAUGUGUAUUACAUUUAUUAUAUAUAUAUAUAUAUAUGUAAGAGUUGACUAAAUUAUAAUUACCUUCAUGUAGAUAUGAAAUGCCUCUUUUGGAGAUCAUUGGGGUUACUCCCGUGGGAAGGAACUUCACUAUUGCCGUUGCUUUUAUGUCACGUGAAGAUGGGGACACUUAUGCAUGGACAUUGCGAUGUUUGCGAGACAUAUUACCAAUCGGGAUAGAACCAGAAGUGAUACUGACAGAUCGUGAGCUGGGCCUACUGAAAUCAUUGCCAAACGUGUUUCCACAUUCGCAUCACAUGUUAUGUUUAUAUCACAUAAACAGAAACGUUGAGGCAAACGCGUCAAAAUUCUUGGGUAACACCAAGUUGGGUGUACUGUUCCGGAGGACGGUGUGGGCAAAGUUAGUCGAAUCUGAGACUGAGGAAGAAUACGAAUGCAACUAUAGAGAGAUAGUUAGUUUGUACGGGCAAUAUCCGAAGUUGAUAACUUACAUCAAUGAAACGUGGUUGAUUUAUAAGGAGAGAUUUGUUAAGUGUUGGACCAACAACAUCGUUCAUUUCGGUAACACGACGACUAACAGGUAUAUAAAUUGAUUUUACUAUAAACUCGUUACGUACAAUCUUUUAUACACAUGUUACAUUUAUUCAUUAUUUGAGUGUUUUCUCGAAACAGAGUAGAUAGUGCACAUCGUGCAUCGAAGCGUUGGAUCCAAACAUCGACUGGAGCUAUGGAUACAGUUCAAAAUGCACUAGAUGCGCAAGUUGACCUUCAAAUUAAUGAAUUGAAGGUGGAAAAUGAAAGCAGUAGAACAGUCAGGAUGUACAGUACUUCACUGUCGUGCUUCGGUGCUUUGGUAUGUAACGUAUCACACAAAGCACUGGACCUGUUGGAUAAAGA
Messenger RNA from Erythranthe guttata (spotted monkey flower), 1780 nucleotides. Lineage: Eukaryota; Viridiplantae; Streptophyta; Magnoliopsida; Lamiales; Phrymaceae. The record is from RefSeq and is a predicted model, not a curated record.